Messenger RNA from Psylliodes chrysocephalus, 1126 nucleotides. The record is from the annotation of a GenBank genome assembly. Lineage: Eukaryota; Metazoa; Arthropoda; Insecta; Coleoptera; Chrysomelidae.
UGACAGUUGUUCACUCUUGCUGGUUGACUGUUCUUGUGUUCUUUGCAUUUUGACUUUUGUAGUUAGAUGACUGCGUGGAGCUUUUUGCUCAAAAAAAUAAAACAAGAUGAAUAUUCCCGAUGAAUACAUUUCAAAUGCCGAAGAUCUUGCAGACAAUGUCAUAAGGAAAUUAAAAUACAUACUACCAACCUUAGCCAGAGUAUGUCUCAUCUCCACAUUCUUAGAAGAUGGACUUCGAAUGUGGUUCCAAUGGACAGAGCAGAGAGAAUACAUGGACAUGUCAUGGGGUUGUGGCAAAAUUUUGGCCACGCUCUUUGUGAUUAUUAAUUUAAUUGGCCAAUUGGGAGGAUGUGUUAUGGUUAUAAUACGUUAUAGAGUAAACAUAGCUUGUGGAGUACUGUUUUUCAUUGUGGUGUUACAGACAUUUGCAUACAGUAUUCUUUGGGAUCUUCAAUUCCUCUUCAGAAACUUAGCCCUCAUCGGAGCCUUAUUGCUCGUCUUAGCUGAAAGCAGAGGUGAAGCCAAAAGCCUUUUCGCCGGUGUACCUUCCCUUGGCGACAAUAAACCAAAGAAUUAUUUGCAGCUAACUGGUAGAGUGCUGUUAGCAUUCAUGUUUAUUACUCUUAUCCGUUUUGAACUUAGCUUUUUACAGGUUACAUUAGACCUUCUCGGUUCUCUACUAAUGGUUCUAGUGACAAUUGGCUACAAAACGAAAUUGUCAGCCUUAAUAUUAGUGUUACUUCUGACAACAUUGAACUUCUACCAUAAUGCAUGGUGGAAUAUUCCAGAUUACAAGCCACUUAGGGAUUUCCUGAAAUACGAUUUCUUCCAGACAUUAUCCGUAAUUGGAGGACUCUUAAUGAUAGUGUACUUGGGCCCUGGAGGGGUUUCUAUGGACGAGCACAAAAAGAAGUGGUAGAAAACAAUGUGAUUCCUGAUCAUAAACAAUUUGUGAAAACAGAAUUAUUUAAAGAAAAACUCAUUUUUAUAUAUAUGUACAUGUUCCUUGUUUUCUGUUUUGUGACACACACCCCAAAGUAAGUGGUAAAAUUGAUUUACACAAAAACAAUUUUGCGCAUUUAACUUUAAUCUAAACUUUAUAAAAAACAAAUUAUGUUGAAAGAGA